Messenger RNA from Drosophila grimshawi, 677 nucleotides. RefSeq lists its product as uncharacterized. The record is from RefSeq and is a predicted model, not a curated record. NCBI's taxonomy places the organism in Eukaryota, Metazoa, Arthropoda, Insecta, Diptera, Drosophilidae. Gene Ontology annotation, biological process: endosomal transport; lysosome organization; regulation of receptor recycling. Gene Ontology annotation, cellular component: late endosome membrane; membrane raft; lysosome. Gene Ontology annotation, molecular function: guanyl-nucleotide exchange factor activity; molecular adaptor activity. The transcript is spliced from 5 exons. The coding region runs from base 47 to 610 and encodes 187 amino acids.
UUUGUCCAACACUGGAAUAUAUAAAUGUAAUAUUAACAAAGUAAAUAUGGAUUACGUUCGUUCAAUUUUUGAGUGCUUAGCGUCAAUCUGCAGUUGCUGGAAUUGCACGGACGACCUCAGCAGUCAAGGCAUUGAACCAAGCGAAAGGACUCAUCUGCUUGCUGAUUCAGUUAAUCAAAGUCCAGCAUUGAGACGAAGUAAUUCGGCUGAUUUGAGCAAUGAUUAUUCACAGUCGCUGCCAAAGAAAGACGACCAAAAUGCGCUCUCCAGAUUAGUCCAGAACACUGCAAUCAACAUGAUCAAUGUUGGUGCAUUGGAGUCGCACACCUUGGAGCAUCAGGAGUACACAGAUCGAAUUAAAUUGUACUCACAGCGUUUGCAACAGCAGUGGAACAACAUUCAACAUCCUGGCGUUGUUCUUAAAGGUCUAUUAAAAGAUGUUCCGAACCAGUCUUACCUAUCGAAAUGUAUUAAUCCGGAUGAUACAGCUCAGAUGAAAAUGUUUAUUCAUAAAUCUCAAUCUGCAGUAUUAGGAAUACAAAUUGAUCACAGAGACGCUGUUGUUGUUCCCUUUCAUAUCCCAUCCCAUAUACAUAAAUAUAAUUAUUAAGAACCAUCAUUUGAUACUGGCGUAGUUCGAUUAUUUACACACAAAUAUAAACUGAUAUUUUCAUAAA